Bactrocera dorsalis (oriental fruit fly) is the source of this 2622-nucleotide messenger RNA. RefSeq names its product Y+L amino acid transporter 2. The transcript is spliced from 9 exons. Gene Ontology annotation, biological process: amino acid transmembrane transport. Lineage: Eukaryota; Metazoa; Arthropoda; Insecta; Diptera; Tephritidae. Gene Ontology annotation, cellular component: membrane. Bases 677 to 2197 code for a protein of 506 amino acids. Gene Ontology annotation, molecular function: L-amino acid transmembrane transporter activity. The record is from RefSeq and is a predicted model, not a curated record.
UGUUGUUGUUAGCUUUAAUAGCUUCUUCUGUUGAUGCCGCCGCUGCCGUCGCUUUCGUGCUGUGCGUUCUCGUUCGGCCUGAGCAGCAGCAGCAGCUCAUCGCAACAACAGUCGCACUCAUUCAUUGAACACGUUCAGUUGUUGAACGCUCGGUUACUCGGUUGAUACUCACCGAAUUGAAUUGCGUGCGUGCAGUGCCUAUACUUACAUGUGUGUGUGUGUUAAAGUGCAUGCAGCAAAUGCAUAGAAUAUGUUCUUUCGAACAUUUUGUGCUAUAUUUUAGUGGUGUUUAGGAAAAAAAUACAAAGCGAUUUGAAAAAAAGAAAUUGUUGAAUGGUCAAAAAUUCUGUGCAACCGGAUUUUUGGCGGUGAUUUAUUGUGGUACAGUUCAAUAGUGCAACAAAAGCAUAUCCGCAUCGCCACAUCCACCGAUUUAGUGGCGGGAAAGUGCUUAAAAGCAGCUGCAGUGAAAACCAAUAACAAAACAAAGAUUUCCACGCCAACACACACCUGCACAUAUUUUAUACACACAAACACACACCAUAAACAAUACAAAGUAUAAAUAAUACCAAGUAACAAGCUAAACAGCUGCCUCUGCAAAAAUUCUAAUUGUUUAGCAUAAAGCAAUUAACGACUUGAUUGUCGAAAUAAGCACACAUAUAAAGUAUACACAAACAUGGAGACUGAAUCGCUUAAUCGGAAAAAUUCCUCACGGAAAAGUUCGGUAAUCAAUGGCAAUGGCGAUGCGCCGGCCAAGGUGACGACGGAAGGUGAGGGCGGCGACGGUGGCGGCGGUGGUGAGGUGACUUUAAAGGCGAAAAUGAGUUUGAUCAACGGCUGCACGGUGAUCGUCGGCUCGAUCAUUGGCUCCGGCAUCUUCGUGUCGCCCACUGGCGUGCUGCGCUAUACCGGAAGCGUGAACUUGUCGCUGAUCGUGUGGGUUAUUUCCGGCCUCUUUUCGAUGGUCGGUGCCUACUGCUAUGCCGAGUUGGGCACAAUGAUCACCAAGUCUGGUGCGGAUUAUGCCUACAUCAUGGAGACAUUUGGUCCCUUCAUGGCCUUCAUACGUCUGUGGAUCGAGUGUAUGAUUGUGCGCCCCUGCUCACAGGCGAUUGUGGCGCUCACCUUCAGCGUCUACGUGAUGAAGCCGUUCUUUCCGGAUUGCCAGCCACCAGAUGAUUCGGCGCGCAUGUUGGCCGUGUGUUGCAUAUUGGUGCUGACUUUCGUCAACUGCUGGGACGUUAAAUGGGCCACCGCUGUGCAGGACAUCUUCACAUAUGCCAAGCUAUUGGCGCUCUUCAUCAUCAUCGCCACCGGCGUCUAUCAACUGUACUUGGGCAAAUUGGAAUAUUUUACAUUCGAGAAUACGGACACAAAAGUGACAUCGCUAGCGUUGUCCUUCUACUCCGGAUUGUUUGCUUACAAUGGCUGGAAUUACUUGAAUUUCAUUAUUGAGGAACUGAAGGAUCCGGUAAAGAAUUUGCCACGCGCCAUCGCCAUAUCCUGUACGCUGGUCACAAUUGUCUACGUGAUGGCCAACGUUGCCUUCUACACCAUAUUGUCGCCGGAAGAGGUUCUCGGUUCGGCCGCUGUGGCGGUGACCUAUGCGGAGCGCGCUUUCGGCAUAUUUGCGUGGACGGUACCAGUUUUCGUUGCGCUGUCCACCUUCGGCGCCGUGAAUGGUAUUUUGCUCACCUCAUCACGUCUUUUCUACGCUGGCGCCAAUGAAGGUCAAAUGCCGGAAAUCUUAACAAUGAUUCAGAUACAACGAUUCACGCCCACGCCUGCUGUGCUAAUAAUGGCGCUGCUGUCGAUGUUGUACCUCACAGUCUCUGAUAUAUUCGCGCUCAUCAAUUAUGUGGGCUUUGCCACUUGGUUGAGCAUAGGUGUUUCUGUACUCUGUCUUCCCUGGUUGCGUUAUGCUCAACCCAAUUUGCCACGCCCCAUACGUGUACCGCUCGUUUUUCCCGUUAUUUAUCUACUCGCCACCAUUUUCGUUACCGUUGUGCCCAUGUACGCUAGCCCUGUGGAAACCGGUUAUGGCAUCCUAAUGAUCUUGAGCAGCAUACCUGUCUAUUUGGUGUUCAUCGCGUGGAAAAACAAACCGAUUUGGUUCCAGAAAACAAUGGGUGGAUUCACUCAAGGACUGCAAAAAAUGUUGAUGGUUGUACGACCAAAAGCUUCCGCUUCAAAGUAAGCCUCACACGUUUCCUACAGAAGACGCUAAUGGUAGUCGGCAAAAGUAAACCAGCUCAGGUGUAAAUGUCAUAACCAUGGAUUCAUAACGCUACAUACACACAUACAUACAUAUAGAACUGUAUAUGUAUAUAUAUAUACAUAAACCGUGCAGCCAUGUACGAUUUCUCACAAGGCAUUUAAGAAUUUGCAUUGAUGUAGGCUCCCAUAUAGUAGUGCUUACCUAUAUGUAUAUUUUAAUUUUAAAAAGAAAUGAUGCAAAGCAGAAUGCUUUUGUGAAUUGAAGCUCCGUUAUACAGUAAUCCUAAGUUUAAGUAAUUUAAGGUGGCUAAAAAAUAUAAAGAAUUGUUGAACAAGGCUAAAUAAGCAUAAACUGUUAUACGAACUUUUGGAGGGGACCACUACCAAAACAGCAAAACCAGUGUA